UGCACAUCUACACGUGCUAAACGUCAAGUCAAACUUGCAUUUCAUUUACGAACGUACAGUGUAUCGUUCUGUGAACCCGUAUAUUGUGUCUUUUGGCUUUAUAAAUACUUGAAUUAUACGUAUUAAAAGCACAAUGAGUUUCGGUCUGCCGUCGGUUGUUCCGAAGCCUGCUGUAAAUGAUCAGUUCAAUAUCCGCGAUGAUAAUUACGGUAUUCCUAACCCAAUGAUUUCGGGACUAGCAGCUACUAGGCAGCACAUAGGAUAUACUCAUCCUUUAGAAGUAUCUGAGAAUAACUAUGAAAAAAAUCGUACACGUAUGAACAUGGUGCUGUUAAGAAAUAUUCAAGGAUUACAUGCACCUAUGCGUUUAGCAAUGGAAUUGAAAGCUACUGAAAAGAUUGGGAGACUCCCGUUUCUUCCAUCGUCCAAUAUGAUGAGAAAUGUGUUACUUGGGAAGGAUGAGGAAAUUGGGUUCGAGGAUAUAUUAAACAUACCCGAGUUCAGGGAACAAAUGGGACAGCCGCAUGCUGUUGUAGAAAAUAGUCUUGGCAUCUUAUAAAUCAUGGCUUUAUUUGUAACAGAGGAAUCAUUGGUUUUGUAUUAUUAAAUAUCUUAAGUAAUAAUAGGUGUUUCUUAUAAUUA
Messenger RNA from Ceratina calcarata, 642 nucleotides. RefSeq names its product proteasome maturation protein (gene Pomp). Gene Ontology annotation, cellular component: nucleus; cytoplasm. The transcript has 3 exons. Bases 134 to 559 code for a protein of 141 amino acids. The record is from RefSeq and is a predicted model, not a curated record. Gene Ontology annotation, biological process: proteasome assembly. NCBI's taxonomy places the organism in Eukaryota, Metazoa, Arthropoda, Insecta, Hymenoptera, Apidae.